AAUUACAAUAAUUAUUACUACGCAUAAAAUGUUUACGGAUAAUUUGUAAAUAAAAAGUGUAAAAAAAUAAAAUUCAAUUAGUAGGUAUUUAGCUUUGUUGUGCUUCAGACAAAAUCUAAACAUUUAUUUUUUUUACAAGAAAUUAUAAAAAGAAAAACUGACUGAAAAAUGACUCUUUAUUCGCUUUUUGUUAUUUUCUUUUUAAACAUAUUAUUGUGUUCUGUGAAAACAGAUGGAAAUACGUGUGGUGAAAAUCGUGUAAUGGCAAUGGCAAAAAUCUACCGUGAAAUACAAUGUACACCAAUAUUUGAUGCUAAAAAACAAUGUCCAAGGGCUUACGACUGUCAAAUAUUUCGAACAAUAAAUGCGAAUCCCAACAAAUGCUAUUGGAAUAAUACAGAAUAUGAAGUUGGUAGCCAAUUACCAAAUGAAUUAACGGAAAUGGAUUGCUUUGCUUCUUGUUACUGUUCGUCAUCCAAAGAUUUGCGUCGUACAGAACUUAAUAUUGUUCAAGCUGGAUUUCGAUGCGCCAAUAUUGAAUGUCCAAGCGAUCUGGGUUAUAAUAAUUCACCACCAGAAGCAGGCUGUCAUUAUGAACAUAAUUUACGAAAUUGUUGCCCUAGCGGCAUAAUAUGCCCUCACAAAGAUAGAAUUAUACGACAAUCCUGUAUGGUCGACGGUCAAAUAAUUUUGCAUGGAAUGAGAAUUGAACCAUCAAAUUCAGAAUGUUCCAGUUGUGUUUGCAAUGAUGGAAAAGUUGAAUGUAGAGAAGUGAAUUGUGGAGUACAACUAUUGCAUUUAAACGAUCUAGUAGAUGGCGUUGGAGUUUUAUUUUAUGGUGAAGGGAAAUGCUGUCCAAUCGGUUAUGUUUGGCCGACUGGAAAUGAAGUAAUUCGUCCUCGUGCAUUAAUUAGUCGAUCAAAUAAUGACCAAACUUUCCAAUGUAAAUUUGGUAAUUUAACUGUUGGAAUUGGUGACGAAGUGAUUACCAGCGAAACAAAUGAGAAUACAAAAUGCGCCUGCUUAGUACCGCCAUUAAUAACAUGCAUUCAACAGCCACAUUCUGAUUAAAUUAUUUAUGAAGGAUGCAUAUACAAGCGCCAUGGCAAUUUCGGAUAAAAAGGCUUGAUUUCUUUUUACAUGAAAGUUGAACUUAUUCUAAAUCAAUUUUGAUAAUUUUAGGAGGGGUUGUCCGAUUAUUUAAAUAAAUAAAUGAUUUCAAAAGUAGGCAUAUUUAAAAUU
Molecule: messenger RNA, 1242 nt
Organism: Chrysoperla carnea
Lineage: Eukaryota; Metazoa; Arthropoda; Insecta; Neuroptera; Chrysopidae
Product: protein jagged-1-like
Exons: 7
Coding region: 169-1071 (300 amino acids)
Source: RefSeq, a predicted model, not a curated record